AUGAAGUCAAGUUUGGGGCUGCUCGUUUUAGCCGGCCUCGGCCAAGUGUCGGCCUCGUCGCACGCAUGUGCUGACUCGGUGCAGGCGCCGCAUGAUAGGUGCUGGAAGAAAAUCAAUUGGGAUGGGCUGAACUCGACGGUGUCUGGAAAGCUCAUCCGCAACCUGCCCCCGGCCGUCUCCUGCUACCCCGGUCCCCUAUACAGCAAGCAGGAGUGCGAGUACGUCGACGAGCAAUGGUCUAAUACGACAUUCCAAAUGCUGGAGCCCAUUGGCUACUGCUAUCCGGUCGACGACAGCUGCCCCGUCGUCCUCAGCGGAGCCCAGGCAGGCGACUGUCGCUUAGGGUCUUCUCCAGUCUACACCGUCAAUGCGACGGAGCCAGAGGAUCUGGCGGCAGGUAUUGCAUUCGCAAGUAAGAAUAACGUUCGGCUUGUCGUGAGAAACACAGGCCACGAUAUCCUUGGAAGGUCUACGGGCUACGGAUCUCUUCAAAUCUGGAUGCGAUACCUGCGCAAGGGAAUCAUCCACCACGAGUCUUUCGAGAGUCGUUGCACUAAAUCCGACUGGAAGGGCGCUGCGUUCACGGUUGCUGGUGGCUAUGUAUGGGACGACGUCUACGAAGAGGCAUUCGCUCGUGACUUGGUUGUCGUCGGAGGAGGCGAUCCUACUGUCGGCGUCAUUGGAGGCUACGUCCAAGGAGGCGGCCAUUCUCCCGCCAUGCGCGAUUUCGGCCUCGCAACUGACCAGAUCCUCGAGGCUCAAGUCAUUCUUGCCAACGGAAGGAUAGUCACCGCAAGUCCGUGCUCACAUUCAGACCUCUUCACCGCGAUUCGUGGUGGCGGCGGUGGAACGUAUGGAGUGGUCAUUUCCCUCACCAUCAAGGCGUACCCGUCAACGCCAAUGGUUGCUCACUCGCUUGUGCUAUCGUCACAAACCGGCCAGAACACAAGCCAGCUGCUGGACGCUAUCACGGACCUCUAUGAAGCCUAUCCUGCACUAAAUGAUUACGGAUUCUCCGGUUACGGCUCAUGGUCAAUCUUGGACCCGACCACUACUUACGGCAACUCGUCCGCAGGAUACCAACAUGCGUUGGCCGCAAGAAACAAGUCACUUUCCGAAGCCAAGGCUACUCUAGCGCCAGUCCUGAAGAAACUCUCGACCUAUAGCUCUGUGGCCGUUUCUAUUAACUGGUUUGAGUUCCCCUCCUACGCAGCGUACUACCGCACGCUGUCUGGAGUCCACCAGCAGACUGGGUCGCCUGAAAUGGCACUUGCGUCUCGUAUGUUUGACAAAACCCACCUGACGGCCAACCACAAUUCGCUGCGCAGCUUGAUUGGGACGCUGGCCGGGGCUCCGGCUGAAACGACCAUCAACCAGGUCAUUAUGGUCGGUGGCGGCAAGGUUCUCGAGAAGCCAGAGUAUAGCGGCGCACACCCUGCCUGGAGAUCAACGUAUCUUGUCCACGAAGUUGCGCGUGGCUGGCUGGAGUCCAUGGGAGAGGCGUAUGGGAACAGUGUCAAGAAAGAUAUCACCUACAACAAGUAUGCGGCAAUGCGUCGCUUUACCCCCGGAAUGGGCAGCUAUAUGAAUGAGGCCGAUAUAAACGAUCCUUGGUGGCGAGAAGACUUCUACGGUGCUGCCAACUACAAGAGGCUUCUUGCCAUUAAGAACAAAUAUGACCCCGAAGGCCUUUUCUACUGCCCGACCUGUGUCGGAAGUUCAUCAUGGUCGGAGCACGAGUUGCCUGGUCUGGGCUUUGGCCCGCUCUGCGCCCGCAAGUGA
Molecule: messenger RNA, 1782 nt
Organism: Aspergillus nidulans FGSC A4
Lineage: Eukaryota; Fungi; Ascomycota; Eurotiomycetes; Eurotiales; Aspergillaceae
Exons: 5
Coding region: 1-1782 (593 amino acids)
Molecular function (GO): oxidoreductase activity; FAD binding; flavin adenine dinucleotide binding
Source: RefSeq, a predicted model, not a curated record